AUGGAGGUGGAUGACGAGAUGAACGGAAAUUUUCGCGUUCGAAGGCGAACUCGGUCACAACAGCAGCAGCAUCAACGGCAGAAGGACAUGGAUACCGAUAUGGAUACUUCGCUGUCACGCCCUCCGCCAAAGCCCAAAUCGCCAUCGCCAUCGCCAUCGCCACCACCCCCACUACUCGAGGAUCAGAUGCCCCCGAAAAUGCGCAAAGCGAGGAUUCAGAGGGAGGCGAGGGCUUUGGUUGAAGCUGAGACGGGUCUCGGUAUCAGCGCUGGAGAUGCUAUGGCUGUCGACGAAGACAAGCGUCAGGGUGAUCUCUCUGCCGACCAGAGUGUUCGCGAACUUCCUACAAGAACACUGUCUCAAAUGGAAAUGCCUCCACCGCCUGUACCCAUCAGAGAAGAACCAAAUAACAUCCUCUCGACGCCACCUACACCGCCACGUUCAGAGACAGAAACACAUAAGUCAAGAACCGCUUCGCCUCCAUCACCACCUCCGAUACCUCCUGGUUCAUCUCGUCGUGCGCCUUCCCCUUCACCAGCUACGACAUUUGCGCAAUUGUCUUUGGUAUCACCUGCGACUCACAGCCCAAUCCUUGUUGAACCUUUCACAAUCUCUGCUUCGGCUGGAGUAGAGGACGUUUCAUCGGAAGACCAAGUUUUUUCAUCGGUCGAACCUCCUGCAUCCCCGCAGUCACCCGAACCCACCAGGAACGUUUCCAGAUCACCUGAGGAAGCCAAAGAGCAACCGCACUUGGUCCAGUCGCCGAAGCCCCUCGAGGUCACUCAGCAUGGAGGUGAAUCUAUCUUUCUACCUAAUGCUGGAUGCCGCAUCCUCACCAGCGAACGUCGACCACUCUGGUCGGGCGUUGAUACCCCCCGUUAG
Messenger RNA from Marasmius oreades (fairy-ring Marasmius), 882 nucleotides. RefSeq lists its product as uncharacterized. The transcript is spliced from 5 exons. The record is from RefSeq and is a predicted model, not a curated record. Lineage: Eukaryota; Fungi; Basidiomycota; Agaricomycetes; Agaricales; Marasmiaceae. Bases 1 to 882 code for a protein of 293 amino acids.